AUGAAUGAAAAUCAACCAGGCGGUACGGGACGUAUACACACUAAACAAUUUUACACAACCUCGUCAUUACGUCCUAGUUUCAUUCGUCUGGCGGGUGAUAAAGGAAUGACCAAAAUGGCACACCUGAGCAUAUUUAUUAUCACUUUGCUGAUUAUUUCACAAAGCAUCCAUUCAUCGCCUGCACAAGUACCAACACCGGAAGUGUCUAAAGUUCCAACACCGGAAGUGUCUAAAACACCAACAUCGGAAGUGUCUGAUGUUUCCACACAGGAAGUGUCUACUCUAGAAAGUGUUAGCAAACUCACCGCUGACGCUAUCGUAGAUUACAUAUUUGAUAAAUAUUCGUCAGACAAUCUUCUGACAUUCGAAGCCUAUGAACAUUUAUUAGAAAGUUUAAGCCUCGGUGUAAUAUAUAUAGGUCACAGUUUAGAGACACAUACCAACAACCCGACGGCAAAAUUUAUGGAGUUUCAUCAAGACCACAAUCACCCACUGAAACCGAAAGUGAACGACCACAAGGGAUCUCAUCAUAAUCAUGUACACCAUAUCACAAACGAUCAUGAUCACUCAAUCGUUCAUACAGACGAUGAUCACGAUCACAAAGACAAACACAGUGAUGAUCAUGAUCACAUAAUCGAUCAUACAGACUAUAAUAAUCACAAAGACAAACACAGUGAUGAUCAUGAUCACACAAUAGAUCAUACAGAUUAUAACAACCACAAAGACAAACACAAUGAUGAUCAUGAUCACACAAUAGAUCACACAGACGAUAACGAUGAAAAAGACAAACACAGUGAUGAUCAUGAUCACACAAUAGAUCACACAGACGAUAACGAUGAAAAAGACAAACACAGUGAUGAUCAUGAUCACACAAUCGAUCACACAGACGAUAACGAUGAAAAAGACAAACACCGUGAUGAUCAUGAUCACACAAUCGAUCACACAGACUAUAACAAUCACAAUGACAAACACACAGACAACCACGAUCACGAUCAUGCAGAUAAACAUGGUCACCAGGUACAAGAUAACAUGCGUGAUGAAAAUUCAUCUAGUGAAGAUGAUCACGCCCUGAAUAAUCGUAAAAAAAGACGUAUGGGAGAGAAAAAUGUCCGAACUAUACCACAAGAAGUUUUCAGCCAGUGUCUGAAACCUAAGGAUAUACUGCAGCUCUUUAGCUUUAAUGACCGAGGUCUGACGAAGGCCCAAUUCCGAGAGCUGUGUCCCCUACUAAUACUACAGAUAGAUGGACACCAUUGUGACAACUUCACUCACGAUGAUGUUGCGAAUGAACACAUCGACGAACAAGAACAUAAGAGUUCAUCAGAUACAGAGAUAACAGUCGAAACCUGGCUAUAUGCGUGUGGUGCUAUCGUGGUGAUCAGUUUAUCGGGUAUCAUCUGUGUGGGUCUUCUGUCUGUCUUCCACCACCUGUUUGUCGUGAACUUCCUCCACUUUUUAGUGGCGAUGGCGGUCGGAGCCCUGACUGGUGACGCUAUGUUGCAUCUUCUUCCUCAUGCACUGUCCUCGACCAAUGGCCACACCCACGAUGCGUCCGAAGCUCACGACAUGGAAGGCGUACACAAAGGUUUAGCGGGACUGGCGGUUUUCUAUUUCUUCUUUCUGUUUGGAAGAAUCCAGAUCAUAGCAAGUAGUAAGAAAUCGAAGAAAACGCAGAAAGAGCUCGAUGAUGUUGAUUCAGUCAGUAUGACAAUGGUGAUUAAAUCACCAGACGACGACGGCAACAUCAUAUUGGAGAAAGUUGCAGGUGCCAAGUCAAAUGAAUUGGGCAAUUGGAAAGGAAAAUACAGUCAUGCACAUGGACAUUCUCACAGUCACGACAUGGAAGGACUCUCUUCGUCCACCGGAGCAAUGGUGUGGAGAGUGAUUGUAGGGGACGGGAUCCACAACUUAAGUGAUGGUCUGGCUAUCGGUGUGGCGUUCGCUGUCAGUGUCACCAGUGGUCUGAGUACUUCCAUAGCAGUGUUGUGUCAUGAACUGCCUCACGAGAUAGGUGACUUUGCUGUCCUGCUUAAGAAAGGGAUGUCGGUGAAACAAGCACUGGGGUUUAACUUCCUUUCGUCUGUUCUGUCAUUAAUUGGCGCGGUAGCAGGAGUCGCCAUGGGUAACUUCACUGGCAUCAAAGUCUACAUCCUGGUGUGUGUGGCUGCGAUGUUUAUUUAUAUUUCUCUUGUUGAUAUGCUUCCCGAAAUAAGUAGCAGCCCCACGAAGAAUCCUGUGCGCCAUCUUGUCUUCACGAUGUUGGGAAUGGGUGUUGGCUCGGGGAUCAUGCUCAUUAUUGCGCUUAAAGAGGACGAGCUGAUGCAGCUCACCACGUGA
Ylistrum balloti is the source of this 2337-nucleotide messenger RNA. RefSeq names its product zinc transporter ZIP5-like. Gene Ontology annotation, cellular component: membrane. The record is from RefSeq and is a predicted model, not a curated record. Gene Ontology annotation, molecular function: zinc ion transmembrane transporter activity. Gene Ontology annotation, biological process: intracellular zinc ion homeostasis; zinc ion import across plasma membrane. The transcript is spliced from 10 exons. Lineage: Eukaryota; Metazoa; Mollusca; Bivalvia; Pectinida; Pectinidae. Bases 1 to 2337 code for a protein of 778 amino acids.